Jaculus jaculus (lesser Egyptian jerboa) is the source of this 2877-nucleotide messenger RNA. RefSeq names its product osteocrin (gene Ostn). NCBI's taxonomy places the organism in Eukaryota, Metazoa, Chordata, Mammalia, Rodentia, Dipodidae. The transcript has 5 exons. Gene Ontology annotation, biological process: hormone-mediated signaling pathway. The record is from RefSeq and is a predicted model, not a curated record. Gene Ontology annotation, molecular function: signaling receptor binding. Bases 53 to 451 code for a protein of 132 amino acids.
GGGAUAAACUGCACAGGAAGAACUCUGAAGUUAGGAUCUGACUGUUCCCAAGAUGCUGGACUGGAGAUCAUCAAGUGCACAUUUCAUCCUCGCUGUGAUUCUGAUACUAUGGAGCUCAGGAAAAGUUCUCUCGGCAGAUGUAGCAACAGAGGGCUUUGAUGCUGAAGCCCCAGGGGUGCAGUCACCCCCCACCAUCAGGGAAGAGAAAUCUGCCACAGACUUGGCAGCAAAACUCUUGCUUCUGGAUGAACUGACAUCCCUGGAGAAUGAUGUGUUUGAGACCAAGAAGAAGAGGAGCUUCUCUGGCUUCGGGUCCCCCCUGGACAGACUCUCAGCUGGCUCUGUGGAGCACAAAGGGAAGCAGAAGAAAGUAGUAGAUCAUCCAAGAAAGCGAUUUGGUAUCCCCAUGGACCGGAUUGGAAGGAACCGGCUCUCAAAUUCCAGAGGCUAAUUUACUCCAACUAUGUGACUUCCUUGGGUGAAAUGUCACCGAAAUGCGGAACAUACUUCUGGGAAGUUCCUCAAUACUCCUUAAUGACUAAACGUACGGUACUCACCUUCUGCAUAAUCCUUCCAAGGCCUGAAGUUCAGCUCAUCAUAUCACAGUGUUGUUAUGGUUUCAAGCAAACUGUGCAUAUCAUUUCAAUGUGUGUAUUUUUAACAGUGUUUUCAAUGAUUCAGAAAUGAUUACUGGCCCACAACACCUUACUUUAAAGAUUAAUAGCUGAAACUCUCAAUGCAGUGAAAUGCCUCCCACAUGAAUUUUCCAUUAAUGUUUUUAAAGUUGAAAAAUAAUAACAAAAGACAAAUUUGCUCUGGAGGAUUAGGUACAAUAAGCUUGUUCAUUACCAGGGAAAGAGGCGAGGUGAAGGUGUAUGUUUUCUCCUGAGUACUCUUACCUCUAUUUCCCUCUGACUAUAAGCCUGUAAUGGUUAUAAACUAUGGUAUCUUCUAACUUUCAAGUUUUGUCAAAUUUAAGUAACAAAAAAACAGCUCCAAGUAAACUUUAAAGUCCCCACUGAGCUUAGAACUGAAGAUGUGAAGGGUAUAACUCAUGUGUUAAGUUUCAGUAUACUCUAUCCCCUAACCUUUCUUUAAAUUUUAAUGACUAGCUAGUAAAGAGCAAUAGCAGUCUAUUCUGAAGGUAAGAACUAUACAGAAAUGAGACAUGCAAUUAGAAGGGAGUGAAAGCAUCCCAAGGUAGCAAGCAUACUACGAGCAGACUAGAGCUGGUGAUGCACACAUCAUUUUCCACAUGAUGUUUUAUGGCACAGUACAAGUGAUCUCUCUGAAGUUACUAACUCAUCUAAGAAAAGCUAAGUCUACUUCAUAUAUUCUGCCUAUGAAGAGUAUACUGUAAUUGGAAAUGAUUUUUCAAUGAGUCACUAGUUUUAACUAACCUUUGUAUCAAAGACUAAGGCUUGGUAUUUUAGAAAGCUCAGUUCUAAGCAAUAAUGAUGGUACUGCUAUAGUUCAGGCAAAUAAGCUCCUAGUGCAUUGGAUACACUUGCACAAUACAAAAAUAAGUCUACAGAGCUUAAAUUCAGAAUUAAUUAUUUAGCAAAACUGUAAACAGAAUCUCAAAAAUACUUUACUAAGUUCUAUUAAUCAGUAUUAAACACAGCAUAUAAGAGAAGGUCAAAAGUCUGGGCUAGUAGGGGGAAAUUUUUAGCAUGAGGUUAGGAGAUUUCUUUGUAUUACAAGAGGAGGAUAGAAAUGGGUAGUUAUGGUCAUAUUAGCUAAAAAUUAAAUAAUGUAUUUAUAUGAACCAAGAAUAAAAUAAAUUAAAAGAAUUAUCAUGGUGACAAGAAAAUAUUAGAAAUUAUUUGAACUAAAUAACUAAUCCUUAUAAAGGCUAAUUUUAUACAGUUAUCCAAUACACUUUCUCCAAACCCAGUUAUAAAAGAUCUAAAGUAGUCAAAGAAAUGAACAUGUUCAAUAGAGUUUUCAUACUUCUUAGUUAUUCUAUAAAUGUCUCAAGUUACUGAAAAUCUUCAAAGUUAAGCGGUAAUGUUUCUUUUAAUUGUAGUGGAAUCUAUCUCAAAGAGAAAAUAAUUUUGAGAAUGCUAACUGAUAAUGUUCUUCCUAGGCUUGUUUUAGAAAGUAAGAGUUGUCACAUGGGUAGUAUUCUAUAAGACUUGUAGCUUGAAAAAAUUACUCAGCAUAGCUAAUUCUCUCUCUUUCUGAUUUUUCAGAAGUGGUAUUUUUCUCCCAAGUGAGUAUUUGUAAGCUUCUGAUUCAACUAUGUACCACUUCGUGUUUUGACAAAAGGUGUUAAAAUCUCCUUGAGCCUAAAAAUACUUUUAGCAUUAGAAUUUGAGCUUAACAAGCUGAUUUCGUAAAUUACUCUAGUUAAAAUAAGGCUCUGAGGGUUUGGUAUUUAGCUCCAUGACAGAAUGCCUACCUAGCAUGUAAAAGAAACAACAUUCUAUUUGGUUUGCUCAUUCACACCUGUAAUUCCAGUGCUUGGAAGUAGAAGAAGAAAGCUCAGAAAUUCAUGACGCCCUCAUCUACAUAGUAAGUGCAAGGCCAAGUUCUGCAAUAUGAGAUACUGUCUCCAAAUAAAUAAAUAAAAUAGGGCUGGGGAAAUGAAGUGGUGGCUAAAGUCACAUGUUUGUAAAACUGGCCGGCCUGGGGUUCAGCAUCCAUAUAAAGCCUGAGUCAAAAAGUAGUGAAAUGCUUUUGUAGUUCACUUGCAGUGGCCUACAUAUAUAUGUACAAAUAAAUAAAAACAUCUUAAAGGGAGGGGCUGGAGAGAUGGUUCAAUGUUUAAAGGGGAUUGAUUAUAAAGCCCAAUAGCCCAAGUUUUUUUUUUCCCCAGUACUCACAUAAGGCCCAAGGCACAAACUAGCAUGUGCAUCUGAAGUUCUUUGAGGU